Messenger RNA from Microsporum canis CBS 113480, 699 nucleotides. Its product is annotated as Atg10p. The record is from RefSeq and is a predicted model, not a curated record. Gene Ontology annotation, molecular function: Atg12 transferase activity. Gene Ontology annotation, cellular component: intracellular anatomical structure. Gene Ontology annotation, biological process: protein modification by small protein conjugation; protein lipidation; macroautophagy. Bases 1 to 699 code for a protein of 232 amino acids. The transcript has 4 exons. NCBI's taxonomy places the organism in Eukaryota, Fungi, Ascomycota, Eurotiomycetes, Onygenales, Arthrodermataceae.
AUGAGACUAUCAACUUUUCCGUUUCUUACUGCGGAUGAGUUCUCGUUGAGCUGUCAGGUCCUGAUAAACCUCGUUGACAGCUAUGGUAGACAGUUGAACUCUCUCGGAUGGGUAGACGUGAGAUUUGAUACGAGCGCCGAUGAACCGGUUCUGGCAGUCAGAAAAUAUAUUGGCUUACAUGCUACAAAGGAGCUGGACAAUACAGAUGUCGAGAAUGAAGAAGACGUAGAAGCAGAUGAUCCCGAAGCCCUUAUUCGACAGCCCAUUUUACAUCACAAACACGAAGUGGAGUAUAAUAUCAUACUAUCGCCAACGUACCAGGUUCCUGUGCUAUACUUCUUCCUGCGAGAUGGGCCACCAUGUAGGCCGAACGAGCUCGAGAGGAUGUACAAUAUGUUGGUUCCUGCUCAGUUCAGAUCGGAGUUGAGAGAGAUAGGGGUCAUGGGGGGUAUAAGCAUUACUCUUCCCUCCUUUACUCGAAGAUCGAAGCUCAUCGAAAACAACAAUAAGAACCACCCCAUCACCGGAAUACCGGUGUACUUUGUCCACCCGUGCGCUACUGGUGAGGCGCUCAAGAGUGUAGGGGGUGACAAGGAGCAGACGACUGAAACAUAUCUGCUGCUCUGGCUGGGAUUGAUAGGGAAUUGUGUCGGUUUAAACGUCCCUCUGGAAUUUGUUGCACAUGUAGAGAAGGCAUAG